Molecule: messenger RNA, 5373 nt
Organism: Chara braunii
Lineage: Eukaryota; Viridiplantae; Streptophyta; Charophyceae; Charales; Characeae
Source: the annotation of a GenBank genome assembly
GGGUUGUCAUGCCAUUUGGCCUCACCAAUGCCCCCGCGACUUUCCAAGCAGCUAUGACGACUGAGUUUUGUGACUUGCUCGAUCGCAGCGUCCUCAUCUACCUCGAUGACAUCUUGGUUUAUAGUAGGACGUUGGACGAGCACAUCGUAGACCUUCGCGCUGUUUUGGAUCGUUUGCGACUGGCCAAGUACAAAGCGAAUCUCGACAAGUGCGAGUUCGCCAAGCAGGAGCUUGAGUACUUGGGUCACUAUGUCACGCCGAAAGGCAUUCGUCCCUUAGAGAACAAGAUCCAAGCCAUCGCGGAUUGGCCGGAACCCCGUUGCACGACGGAUGUACGCUCUUUCAUGGGUUUGACUGGAUAUUAUGAACGAUUCGUCGAGUCAUACUCGAAAGUGGCCGCUCCCUUGUCGAGACUUCAGUCCCCAAAGGUGCCAUUCGAGUUCGACGACGCAGCCCGUGGCGCGUUCACUACGUUGAAGGCAGCAAUGCAAGCCGCACUUGCCCUCCGUAUAUACGACCCCACCCUUCCCACCGAAGUGACUACGAACGCUUUGGGAUACGGUAUUGGUGCGGUGUUGGAACAGUGUCAUGAGGACGGUUGGCAUCCGGUCGAGUAUUUCUCCCAAAAGGUGCCUCUCGUCAACACUCUCGAUGACGCUAGGAAGAAAGAGCUACUCGCGUUCGUCACCGUUCUCAAACGAUGGCGCCACUUUCUUCUCGGUCGUCGGCGUUUUAAAUGGAAUACGGACAACAAUCCGUUGACCUUUUACAAAACACAGGAUACGGUCACUAGCACGAUCGGUCGAUGGAUGUAUUACAUCGACCAGUUCGACUUUGACCCGUGCCACAUUCCCGGUCCCGCCAAUCGAGCUGCGGACGCCCUCUCACGACGGUCGGAUUUUUGUGCCAUUGUGACCACGGCAUUCGACCUCGAUGACGAUCUGCAGCUGCAUUUCGUCAAAGGUUACAAGUCCGAUCCGACUUACUCUACGCUUUACGCGGAGCUUUCAUCGGAUCACCCGCCGGCUAGUCAAUAUCGGAUUUCCGACGGGUUCCUUCUCCUUCACACGAGAGGAAAGGACUUGUUAGUUGUGCCCCAAAAUCGCAUAUUACGGACUCACCUUCUCGGCGAAUUCCACGACGCACGACUUUCGGCACACCUUGACGUAAACCGCACAUUAGCACGCCUCCGCCAGCAUUUUCACUGGCCCGACGUCCUUCACGACGUCACAAGGUCACAACAAGGCGCCCAUCCUCCUGCCACGUCAGCUACGACCAAGGAGGAUGGCGCAGAUCUUCCUCUUGGAGACGUGCAUCAAGCACACGCAGCGACACAGUUAAGUCCGUUGACCCCACGCGGCUGGGAGCUACUAGAGCUCCAACAAGUCGAAAGGAUCCACACUCGGCUAGAGAGGGAACUGAAGCAAGCUACCGAUAGAGAAAAAGAGAUCAAAAAUAGAACAGCUAGGCUUGAUAUGUUAGAGGCAGACAAAGCUGCAUUAGAGGAGUUAGACGAGUCAGCAAUGUCUGACGAAAUGAAAGUGUUAAAGUCUAGCAUACUGUCAUUGCAUGCGCAUGUGGACAGUGGGCUGGAUUUCAUGCAAAACUCCUUGGACCAAAUCUUGGACCUUUUGCGAAGGCCAGGAUUACGGCCAGCAGCACAGCCGUUGUCAUUAACGGCGAUGUCAGGCCCCAUUCAAAUACAAGCUGGCACACAGCCAAGUGGUACGUCUGCAGCAGCCGCACAGACUGUUGCUUCUUCUUCUUCUGGUCCAACGGUGAUAGCUACAGAAUCACCACAACAAACUGUUCCACCACAGGGACAGCAGCAAGGUCAAUGGUACCCAAAGACCCCAAUGAAACCGCCCCUUGCCUUCUCCGGUGAGAAGAAGGACGAGGAACUCAACACUUGGUUGAGAAYVGUUCCAAUGUGGGUAAGGGCAAAGAGGACGUUGCAGGAGGAGGAGGUGAUUACUGCUGCAUCUUACCUUGAGGGUAAGGCAGCCAAAUGGCUGGAUGGGAUAGUAGCGAAGGUCGGGUUCGGACGACGCAUGGCAGACUGGGGUAAGACCCUUACUUUAGAAGAGUUCUUGGAUAUGGUAGAAGCUCGCUGGCAUAAUCCGCAGCAGACACAAAUUGCCACUAAUGCGAUGCUCGGACUAGACCAGCGAAGGUACAAGUCUGUCAGAGAGUUGACGUCUACCGUAGAGAACCUCAUCGUCAUUCCCGGUAUACGCUAUGAUGACCAGGUCUUAUUGACCAUGUUUCUGAGAUGUCUGCCCGAGAAUCUCAGGACCUUACUGGCCAGCGAGGCUCGCCUCGAGUAUCAUUCCUUUGAGACCUUCUCUAGAAAGGCCUUAGAUUUGGAGGCUACUCUAGGAAGUGCUCAACCUACUCCAGUAGACGGGAGGAAGAAGAAGAGUCCACAGGAGUGGAAAAAGAAGGGUACUAGAUUGAUGAUGGUUGAGUCCGAUGGGACUCAAACAGAAAUCGAAGAACUUAUUGACCUGAUGGACGGUCCAGAGUUUGACGGCGAGGAAGUCGAUGAGGGUAGCACCCUCGCCGCAGUAGUAAAGACUAAGGCAGGUGGCCGAGGUCCUAGAGGGGAACACUUCGUCGUGGAAGUUGCUGUAGGAGGCCACAAAUGUGGUGCUUUCGUAGACACCGGCUCCACGCGAAACUACAUAAGUCGCGACUGUUUGGAAAGGCUGCACCUAAAGGACCGGGUACAACACCUUUGUAGACCAGUAGCAUCUACUUUGGCCAACAAGGAGCGCAUGGUAGUGUCAGACUAUGUCAAGGAUGUAGUCUGCACCUUCUCCUAUGGAGGAGGGGAACUUAAUCACAAGAUUUUGUUCCUGGUUAGCGAUGAGUUACCAUUUGAUAUGUUGUUAGGAAUGUACUACCUUGAGGUUGCCAAGCCCCAGUUUGACCGGGACAAGAAGAUGCUAAAGCAUAAGUUGUCGGAUGGAAGGUCCGUGAGGCUGGCCAAGUAUAAGGCUAGUAGGUUACUAGAAUCCUAUGGCUGCUUGUGCGCAUCAGCGUUCUACAAUUACUAUAAACAGAACCAAGAGGAGGGUAUGAUGGCUCCGGCCGAGUUGGAUGAACUUCAGCGACAACUGAAAGAGCUGACAGAAAAGGGUUGGAUACGGCCAAGUACUUCCCCUUUCGGAUCUCCAGUGUUGUUUGUACCGAAGAAGAGGGGAUUGUUGAGGAUGUGCAUUGAUUAUAGAGGCCUCAAUGCCAUCACAGUGAAGAACGCAGAGCCUCUACCUCGCAUAGACGACCUAUUGGAUAGGGUGCAGGGAUGUAAGUACUACAGCAAGAUAGACUUAAAAUUCGGCUACCAUCAGAUUGCCAUAAGACCUGAGGAUCAGCACAAAACUGCAUUUCAGACCAGAUACGGUCUGUACGAGUUUGUGGUGAUGCCCUUUGGCCCUUGCAACGCGCCGGGUACAUUCCAGCACGCUAUGAAUAGGAUCUUCCAUGACUACUUAGAUAAGUUUGUCGUCGUGUACCUUGACGAUAUUCUUAUCUUUAGUAAGUCUGUCGAGGAGCAUGCACAUCACUUAGAAACUGUACUAUCUCUCCUGCGACAACACAAGUAUAAGGUCAACCUAGAAAAAUGUGAGUUUGGACGCACUAGGAUCUUGUACUUGGGUCAUGAGGUAUCCGCGGAAGGGAUUAGGCCAGAAGAUGCGAAGGUGGCUAGUAUUAGGGACUGGCCACGACCUCAGACUGUUACUGAGGUCAGAUCUUUCUUAGGGAUGUGCGGCUACUAUAGGAAUUUUGUGAAAAACUACUCCACGGUCGCCUCUCCUUUGACUGAUCUAACUCGACUUGAUACGCCGUGGGAUUGGAGUGAUGAGUGCGAGGCUGCUUUCAAACGAUUGAAGUAUGCACUCAUGAAUCAUGAGGUUCUCAUAGUGCCCGAUCCUCAAAAGCCCUUCAUUGAGACCACUGACGCAAGCCAAUACGGCAUUGGUGCAGUACUGGCUCAGCAGGAUGGGAAGAAGUUGAGACCGAUUGAGUACAUGAGCAAGAAAAUGCCAUCAAAGAAACUGGCAAAGUCCACUUAUGAAAGGGAACUCUAUGCCCUUUACAAGGCACUUGUCCAUUGGAGGCACUUUCUGUUGGGACGGUUUUUCUAUUUGAGAACUGACCAUCAGACCCUUAAAUGGAUCAAGACUCAACCUGCUCUUUCUGUUGCACUCAGGCGCUGGAUUGAGGUCAUAGAUCAGUAUGACUUCAAGCUAGAGUAUCUGAAGGGAGAGUACAACACGGUUGCAGAUGCGUUGUCACGUAGGGCAGACUACCUAGGGGCGCUAGUUUCCGAAUUUGGCAUAUCUGAGGAAGUAACUCAAUCGCUGGUGGGAGCCUAUCAGGAAGACCCUGUCACGAUGGACAUCAUACGCAAGCUGCAGGCAAAAGAUAAGGCCACAGAAGAUGAGUUUGUGAUGGUGGACGGGCUACUCUUUCUUGAAAAGGCCGGGUUUAAAAGAUUAGUUAUUCCAUCUAGUGAGAAUUUGCGCAGUUUGUUUUUAGGAGUAUGUCAUGAUGCAACGGGACAUUUUGGUUAUAAAAAGACCAGUGCAAACCUGGUACAACGAUUUUGGUGGCCCGGAAUGUUAGAUGGUGCAAAGAGGUAUGUGCAGACCUGUCAGGUCUGUCUACGGGACAAGCCCAAAACUCAAGCACAACUUGGGUUGCUGAAGCCGUUGCCCAUCCCCGCUGGCCCGGGACAGAUUGUGUCCAUGGACUUCAUGGAUACCCUGGUGACCAGCAGAAGCGGCAAAAGGCACAUCUUUGUCAUCAUAGACCGGUUCACCAAGUACGCUAGACUGAUCGCAAUGCCAGAAACUGCGAGGACCGAGCACGUCAUCAAGUUGUUUAUGGACAACUGGGUGCGUGAUUUUGGGUUACCUAAGACUAUCGUUAGUGAUAGGGAUGUCCGCUUUACAAGUGAGUUGUGGAAGAAGACUGCAGAGCAAUUAGGCAGUCAACUUCGGAUGACUUCCGGGAAUCAUCCCGAAGCCAACGGACAGGCCGAACAGAUGAACAGAGUUGUACAGCAUCUGCUGAGACAUUACAUCAAGCCCAGCCAAGAUGACUGGGAUGAGAAAUUGCCUCUCAUCGCCAGCCUGUACAACAACGUUGUGCACAGCAGUACCGGCGUCGAUCCUAAUCAGUUGCACUUGGGAUGGAAGCCUAGAUCAGCUCUGAACUUCCUCCUGCCUGAAAACCGACCUGCCGCAACCCCUGGUUCAAUAGAACAUGGGGUGCAGUACGAAAACUGCUGCAGCAAGCUGUCGAGCACAUCAAGAAGUCUCAAGAAGCGAUGAUUGCCUCUGAGAACAAACACACAGUCCACAU